Messenger RNA from Cebus imitator (Panamanian white-faced capuchin), 683 nucleotides. RefSeq names its product chromosome unknown C3orf85 homolog (gene CUNH3orf85). The transcript has 4 exons. Lineage: Eukaryota; Metazoa; Chordata; Mammalia; Primates; Cebidae. The record is from RefSeq and is a predicted model, not a curated record. The coding region runs from base 84 to 356 and encodes 90 amino acids.
AAAGGCAAGAGGUAUAUUUAAAAGCCACCUCAGGCAAAGGCCUCUCUCUGACUUGUGUCUCAGCUCACGGGGCUUCCAGGAUCAUGGCCUAUAAAAUGCUUCAAGUAGCCCUGUGUUCAACAUUGCUUAUCGGAGCGUUGGGAGCACCAUUUUUGUUGGAGGACCCUGCAAACCAGUUCCUACGUCUCAAAAGACACGUAAAUUUACCUGAUUUCUGGGACCCAGAUCACAGUUCAAAUGUGUGGAAAAACACACUGGCCAAUCAGGCUCAUGAAACGUGGAUUGCUUUGAAAACAACAGCACAGUAUUAUUUGGGUGUGAAUACCUUCACUUCUGACAUGUCUAUUGCCCAGUAAAUAUGUUUUCCUGGUUAAAGCAGGAGGAUGAAGAUGGUCGAAGUUGGGAUGGCAUUGUGCCAAAACCAUAGGUUUUCGAGACCUGAGGGUAUAUCCAUGCUGUUUACUACAUUAUUUAUUAUGUCUGUCUCAAAGUUGAGAAGAGUAAUUAUGAUUACUCAUGUAGACACUUGGAAUAAGACAUUCUCAAUAAAGUUCUCGAAAUCAAAACUAAAAAAAUAAGGCUGUAGUAAUAACACUUACCAAAAAGAUGGCAUUUAUGGGAAAACAAAAGCAAAAACAAACAAACAAAAAAAUAGUCUCAUUAAACCACUCUGUUCAUAGCUU